GACCAUCUGUUUCUGGACUGUGUUUAUGAGUGUCAUAUGUUUUUAUGUUCAGGAAGUGGAAUGGUGUUUAUACAGGUGUGGUGGGCAAUUUGAACGUUUGAACUUUGACGCUACGAUAUCCGCAUUCCGGCACAUGUCUAUAUAAAUAAUGCUUGGGUUUCUGCUGAAACAGAAAAAUGCUGCAAAACAUGUCUGGUUUGUACUCACCUAAAAACCGUGAGCCAGAAUGGUGCAAAGAGAUGAUGGAAAGUCUGACUUUGGCUCCGAGAAAGGCGUACGGACAUGUCCAAUUGACAAAAUUUCUCCAUGACAAUAAGGAGUAUGCGAAAGGUGAAUUUUUGAUGAAUAGUAACCGUGUAUUCGGUUACAUACUGCAUAAAGCGGGUCGGGUCGUUACGCUCUACACAUCUGAAAACAGAGAUGAAUUUAUACCGGGGGAAGACCCAUGCCUUGUAUUACCGGAUAAAGACUGGACUUUAUUUUAUACACGAGUCUGGAAAGAUCUGAAUGACUGUAGAGAAGAACCUUUGUACAUCGCGGAGUGGGAUGGGAUAACUCCGAAUGUCCGCUUCCGAGUGGUCGGUGAUUAUUCUAAUAAGAAACAGGAUGAGUGCGUCUACAUAUUCUGUUGCAAAGACAAGACAAAACUCGGCGACCGCUCAGGAGCUGUCUCGCAUAUUGAACAUAAUGAUAUGUAUGAGAUGCAAUUUUUGUUCAAAUGGUGUGAUCUGGCUCAGCUGAGUUCCCUUUUCUCAAUCAUAAACAAAAUGUUCAAAUGGUGUGACAUGCAUGAUGGGUACAACAGAAUUAAAGCGCAGCUGUUCCACCCCGAGAGAUGCGCACACAGCAGUACAUAUGCUCUGCCGUCCCCGCCCAUUCACUACACCCAUAAAGAGAGCGGUAAGGCUGGACCUCCCCUCAGAACAUCUUUAUAAGCCAUGUCUCAAGACGUCACUUCAGAGCGGGGUCGCAACAGUAGUUGUGGAGUCUCUUUCAGCCGAACUCUUGACCCAACUGAUGAUAAUGCUACUGAUCAUAUGCUGACAGAUGAACCUACACCAUCUGAUGACAAUAAAGGAUGGUUGGACAAAUUCUGCACUGAACUUGGAUAUCGCAAUCUGACUUUCCUAACUGGCCUGUGUGAUAGUAGCCCUACAUCUGCCAAUAAGAAUUUCGACACCACAGACGGAUGCUUCUCUGCCAUUGGAUUCAGAAUCAUUAAAGUCACGAUCGCAGUACUACUGCAACAACUCAUCAGCGAUAAGCAAAAGGAUGAGUGCGAAGGCUGCGAUACCCAGUUCCAAGCGGAUCUCGUUGACAUGUCGGCCUAUUCCAAAGACAAUGAUAAUAAUAAAUAUCUGCUAACAUGCAUCGAUGUAUUUAGCAAGUAUGCAUGGGCACGUGUGUUAAAGAAUAAGAGCGGGGUCGAAGGAACUAAAGCGUUUGAAUCUAUACUCCAAGAUGGCCGAGUACCUCAGAAAUUGCAGACGGACCAGGGGAAGGAAUUUUUCAACAAACAUUUUCAAGAUGUGAUGAAAAAGCAUGACAUUAAUCAUUUUGCAACGGCUACUGAUUUGAAAGCCAGCGUCGUUGAAUGAUUUAAUAGAACGCUAAAAAGUCGAAUGUGGCGAUUUUUAAUGGCUACAAAUUCCCGGCGUUACAUAGACGUUUUACAAGAUAUUUUACAGGGCUACAACACCAGUUAUCAUCGUAGUAUUAGAAUGAGACCGGUGGACGUCAACAAAGAAAAUGAGGGUCUGGUGUUUCAAAAUCUGUACGGAGAUAUAAAGAAGAAUGAAAAAGCAGUGUUUAAAUAUAAAGUCGGAGACGUUGUUCGGAUUUCUAAAGUGAGAGGUCCAUUCACCAAAGGAUAUGAACAGAACUACACAGAAGAAUUUUUCACAAUAUCCUCAUGUAUUCCACGCCAGCCUCCUGUUUACAGACUGUCUGAUUAUGACGGUGAGGUCAUCGACAGAGUUUUUUAUGAAAAAGAGUUACAAAAAAUAAUCGUGAGCAAAAACAAAGCAUUUAAGAUAGAAAGAUUUUAGGGGAGAAAAAACAGGGGAGAUCUACACUUGUCUUAGUGAAAUGGUUAGGUUGGCCACCGAAAUUUAAUAGUUAUGUAGACAAAAAAAACUCUGGUGGACUUGCAAUCGCCUUAAAACACAUGAACGCAUACAGGAUUUGAUCAUUUGAGUAAACGUACCAUGGGCGACGAUGGAUUCUACGUUACGCUGCCGUGCAACGCUUCUUUGUCGGUUUAUCCGGAAAAUCGUAUCUCUAGUUACAGAACAAGGUUAGCGAGUCCUAUCAACUUGAAAGGUAAAUGGGAGGUCGUGCUCGUUGAAAUUGAAUAUCCUAGAAGUUGGUACUCCUUUAAUGAUGAAGACGGGAUUUUCACCCUACACACCGCCCCCGCACCGGUCACGAAACAUACACAACAUACCCCAGACCCAUAUCCAUUUAAAGAAUUAUCAGGGUUUUAUGUAUCAAGAAAGGUACAAAUAGACGGUGGGUACUACGCGAACGUUCGUGAUGUGAUCCGUGCGAUAAGUAACA
Megalobrama amblycephala (Wuchang bream) is the source of this 2559-nucleotide messenger RNA. RefSeq lists its product as uncharacterized. Gene Ontology annotation, biological process: DNA integration. The transcript has a single exon. Bases 939 to 1598 code for a protein of 219 amino acids. The record is from RefSeq and is a predicted model, not a curated record. Lineage: Eukaryota; Metazoa; Chordata; Actinopteri; Cypriniformes; Xenocyprididae. Gene Ontology annotation, molecular function: nucleic acid binding.